GAUGAACGGCUUAUAGCAAGCUGAAAAAUGCUGGUUCCCGAAAACGCGCAUGAUAUAUUUUAGUCAUCAAAGAGAAGUAACCAAUAUUAACAAUUUCGCAAACAUGGCUGCUGUCGAUGUCGAAAAGCCGGGAUUUUCAUUUGAAAAUUGCUCCAGAAACCGCCAUUUAGAGAAAAUAGGACUGAAAGCUCCAACAGCAUAUAAAACUGGAACCACAAUAGCUGGCAUCAUUUACAAGGAUGGAGUUGUUCUGGGGGCCGAUACAAGGGCAACAGAAGACACAAUUGUUGCUGAUAAAAACUGUAGUAAAAUACAUUACCUAGCCGACAACAUGUAUUGUUGUGGGGCUGGUACUGCAGCAGAUACGGAAAUGACCACGCAGAUGAUCGCCUCACAAUUAGAUCUUCACAAAUUAAAUACAGGCAGAACACCACGUGUUGCUACAGCCAACAGGCUUCUUAAACAGAUGUUAUUCAGAUAUCAAGGUUAUAUCAGUGCUGCCCUAGUUUUGGGCGGGGUUGAUGUAACGGGACCACACCUGUAUUCUAUACAUCCACACGGUUCUACAGAUAAACUACCAUAUGUUACUAUGGGUUCUGGAUCACUGGCUGCUAUGGCAACGUUUGAAGCAGGAUUUAAACCUAAUAUGGAGAAAGCGGAGGCAUUGAAACUUGUACGAGAUGCUAUCGCCGCGGGUAUAUUCAACGAUCUAGGAUCAGGAUCUAAUAUAGAUCUGUGUGUUAUCACCGAGGGAAAGGUAGAAUAUCUUCGCCCCUAUGACGAGGCUAAUGUGAAAGGACAACGGGAAGGUAACUAUGGAUUCAAGAGAGGAAGUACAGCCAUUAUAAGUACAGAGGUGAAGAAAAUUCCAUUUGAUGUCGUGUCUACAGAGGUCAGUGCCUCGGCCAUGGAUACAGCGUGAUGGAAAUAAUUCUUCUGUGAUUUAUUGUGGACAUUACUGAACUUCUUAACAUUAAAACUCAUCUGAACUAAUAGGAAAAAAAAGUUAAAAGUUAAUUAUUGUUUGUAAUGGUGAAGAUAGUGGCACAGCCUUACAUUGGAGCACUACGAUUGGUCAGUUUAAAAACAAAAAUUGGUUCUCAUUUUAGUUUAUGACUGGUUCCAUAUAUGAUUUAAAAACUCUUUUAGUGAUAUAUAAGUAUUCAAUUUAGAAUCAAUUAAUUUUUCUUAAUAAAUUAAAUUCAUUCUUUUAAUAAUGAUUUCCAUUUGUAUUAAUUUUUUUAUGCCAGAACAGCAGCAUGCAAGACUUGGUCUGCGGAUUUAUUACAACAAUUAAAUCCUGGAUUAUUAAAACAAUGUAUGUGCAAGGGGAACAUUUUGUCAUUGAAAGUGCUAUCUACACAUAAAUUUAUUGUCUGAA
This is a messenger RNA of Ruditapes philippinarum (Manila clam), 1381 nucleotides long. RefSeq names its product proteasome subunit beta type-7-like. Lineage: Eukaryota; Metazoa; Mollusca; Bivalvia; Venerida; Veneridae. Bases 50 to 922 code for a protein of 290 amino acids. The record is from RefSeq and is a predicted model, not a curated record. Gene Ontology annotation, cellular component: proteasome core complex. Gene Ontology annotation, molecular function: threonine-type endopeptidase activity. The transcript is spliced from 8 exons.